UCUCUGGUUCGAGCAUCAGGUUAAGUCAAAAGACAAUUUUGUGAAACAAAACGGCGCGUUUUUAUUGAUUUCACUGGAUAUUAGGCGGACAACUGACAACUUCACAUUGAUACUGGCUGCUAGCAGCUAAUAGCUAUUUUGCCUGUUUCUAGCUCCCCACGCCAUGAUUCAUUGUCAUUUUUGCGGGAGAACAUUGCACACGUUAAAGGGUUAUGUGUUGCAUUGUAGGGUUCAUAGAAACGAACCACGCUGCGUGUUCAAGUGUGAGAGUACUGACUGCAGGCAGACAUUUUGUACAUAUGCAUCAUUUAAGUGUCACUUCUAUCGAAAGCACAAUGUCCCAGCGCCGUUUGCUAAUGCUAACACAGCCAUUAUUUCAAGUUUUAUUUGCGCCAUGUCACUGUGUUCAGACCGAUUUCAGACUGUGCAGGAACUUCUUGUACACUUAAAAAAACAUUUAGUGGAGGGAAGAUCUGUAAAGUGUCCUGUGGCAGGUUGUCAAAGCACAUUUACUUUAAAAUCAUCAUUUACAGCACACUUGUCUAGGAAGCAUCCACAAUGUUCAGUGAAUAACAUAAAUGAUAUUUACCGGGAAAUCGCACCCCAGUCCUCUGCCAUUGCUUGUGAAGAGGCUUCCCAGACUUUAGAUGGUGCAACAGAAGAAGCUACUACACUACCGCAGAAUUUCGAUGAAGCCUUUCUUCGGAAUGUUUGCUUGUUCUAUCUAAAACUGCAAGGACAGCUCCUACUUCCAGCUUCAACGAUACAGAUAAUUGUUGAAGAGAUGCAAAAUCUGCAUGAAUUAGGCCUUGAUUACACUUCAAGCAAAUUACACUCUCUCUUGAAAGAUGAAUUAAAUCUAACUGAUGAUGCGAUGGGGAAAGUCUUUGAUUGUAUUAAGGAUUCUGAUCUGUUCUCUUCAUCUCACAAAGGCCAACUAAGAACAACCUAUUCAAGAGCUCAGACAUUCAAACGCAUGUUCAAUUAUGUAGAGCCCAAAGUAGUAAGAUUAGGAUAUGAUGAGAAUAUGAGACAAAGAAAUGCUUAUUACAUACCUGUGAAGCAAACAUUGAUUAGCUUGUUAGAAUCAGAAUUUUGGAAAAAAUCAGUGUUGCAACGGUCUAAUGAAAAAGAUGCAUGUGUUCUUGGUGACAUUUGUGACGGACAGGCCUUCAAGUCCAACCCGUUCUUCACUGCAAACCCAGGAGGCCUGCAACUUAUUUUAUACCAAGAUGCAUUUGAAGUAGUCAACCCUCUUGGGUCAGCAAAAAAGACACACAAAGUUCUCGCUGUUUAUCUUUCUGUUGCAAAUUUGCCCGUUCAUGUGCGGUCCAACACGGAUCACAUGUCCCUAGUCUUGCUGUGUGGAGAGAAUGAACUAAAAAAGUUUGGAUGUGCUAAAGUAUUUGCUGACAUGUUGUCGGAUUUGAAAGAUUUAGAAGAAAAUGGAAUCACUGUAGGAGGGGAAACAGUCCAUGGGGCUUUGUACUGUAUAGCUGGGGAUAAUUUAGGGUCACAUGGCAUUGGAGGGUUUACCGAAAACUUCAGUUGCUCAGGUUAUUUUUGCAGGUACUGUGAGGUCACCAGAGACGAAUUUAAGAAAGAACCCAAUCUUUGCGGCCGGCAACGAACUGCUGAUUCCUACGACGCUGCUGUCGCCUCUCUGUCUGAGGAGAGCAGAGAGGUCAAAGGAAUAAAACUGAAGUCAGUUUUCAAUGAUUUGUCAAACUUUCAUGUAUGCCAACCUGGUCUCCCACCGUGCUUAGGCCAUGACAUUUUUGAGGGAGUUUUGUCCUAUGAUCUUGGUCUGUACUUGAAUUAUUUCAUCAAAGAAAUGAAAUGGUUCAAAUGUACCCUUUUGAACAGACGAAUCAAACAAUUCAAGUUCAAAGGUUCAGAUGCUCUCACCAAGCCAUGCACUGUCAAAUCUGGUGCACUCAAACUCUCUGGUCAAGCUGUCCAGAAUUGGAACUUUUUGAGGUUGCUGCCUGUUCUGAUUGGUGACAAGGUGCAAAAUGCUGAUGAUGAUGUGUGGCAAUUGACUCUUCAGCUGAAAGAUAUUGUUGAUCUGGUUUGUGCGCAGAAGAUUUCAACAUCACAGGUAGCUUAUCUUGAAAUCAUAAUCCAAGAGUAUCUGGAUUCAAGGAAGCGUUUGUUUCCUCAGAGUACUCUAAAACCAAAGCACCAUUACAUGAGACAUUAUCCCUCUCUAAUUCUCAAAUUUGGCCCCCUUAUCAGGUUAUGGACGAUGCGUUUCGAAAGCAAACACAGCUAUUUCAAGCGAUGUGCCAGGCAUUUGAAAAACUUUAAGAACAUUUGCCUGACUCUUUCUGAAAGGCAUCAGAUGUUUCAGGCAUAUGUCUUGGCAGGACCAGGAUGUAGUGUGCUUCUGCAAAUUAAAAAUGGUUGUGCUUUUAUUCCCAACCUUUACAGUGACAGAGUCAAUCAUGCUGUUAGUGCAUUUGGGUUUUCAGAGAAUGAUACCAUUGUCUCCACAGAAAUUCAGUACAAAGGCACAGCAUACAAGAAGGGUGAUUUCCUAGUCUUGAAUGAGUCCAUGGAAUUUGGGGAGCUUGUCAUCAUUUUAAUUAAGGAUAAUGCCACUGUGUAUUUUCUUAUGGACACACACAAAUCUGACCACCUCCCUAAAUACCACCUGUACGCUGUGACACAACAAAGUACCGGAAUGCAGUGUGUUAACAUUAAUGCCUUGGUAGAUUUUUACCCAUUGACGUCAUACAUUGUUGAUGGACACCGAGUCAUUCCACUGAAACACAGUGUUUUGUCAAACUGAUUCUUGCCAAGUUUGAAUAAGUGAAGCACAAGUAUUUUUAGAUAUUAAGUGUAGUUUGCAAAUUGUUCACAAUGAAACACAGUGGUUAAUAUUGAAAUAUUGACAAAUGCUUCUGUUCCGAGUUUUCGGUUGUUGCUGGAGCUGCUCCCCUACAAUGGCUUCAUAGGUGCACUCAGACUGUUUGAACUGCUCCAGCAACAGCCGAAAACUUGGAACAGAAGCAUUUGUCAACAUUUCAUGAGCCAUUGCAUUUCUUCUUAAACAAUCUGAAAACUAGGCUUAAUGUCUACAAAAUACUAACUUUAAAAACUAAUAAAAACAUUAAAAGUUGUCGUCAAAUUAGUAGAACAUAUUUUCAGCAUAGUUGGUCAGAAAUGGUAAAUGGAAUGACAAGUUCAAAGUUUUUUAUUUCCACUGAUUGUAGUUUGGACCCAUUUCAUAUUGGAGUUAGAGUUGUGUCUAAUAUGAAUGCAAUCCAGUGUUCCUAAAUAAAUGUAUCAGCUACUUUUUGCAUGUAAUAUUUCCUUUUAUAGCUUUAAUCCAAAUUGUAGAGAUGUCGGAAUCAUUUCUACGCUCCGCCAUCACGGAGGCCUUGCCUGACCUUCCAGAAGUAUCAAAGGACAUCUUACAAGAAACUCUUCAAUCCCUAGGGAUAGAGACCCAUGAUGACUUUCAGUUUGUUAAGGAAGAAGAUUUAUUGUCAGCCUUGAGGCCUAUACAAGCCCGGAAGCUGGUUGCUGCAUGGAGUCUGAAAUGCCAGGCCCAAGAAAGUGCUUCUUCAAGCCUUACUGCCUCACCAGGACCUUACCCAUCCGUGAUGUGUGAGUCGCCAAUUUCAACGUCGUCGUCCAGCAGCGGUCAGAGCCCACAGGGCAGUUUUCCAGACUCAUUUGUGAUACCAUGGAGGAAGUUCCCCGAGGAUUUGACGCAGGCUUUGGAGAGAGGAAAACGUCCAGGUCCAAGUUUGAGGAAAGAGAUGGUGAGAAUUGUGGUCCGUGAAAUGAUGAAAGUAACCACUUCACUAUGUAAAAGGAACGCUGUUGAUGUGGCUAGGAAAUUAGUGGCCAAAUACCCCAAAUCACUGCAAGAUGUCAUUGAGGGUGACAUAAUUGGCACAGGGUACUACUCCCUUGUGAAGCAAAUUCAAAAUCGGAUCGAAAAUGUGAAAAGACCUACAACACCUAAAAUAAAAAGAAGACCACAUGACUCUGACACUGAUGAAAUCCCCCCUGAAAAACGAGCAGCGAUUCAAGACACCUAUGGGUGCAUCCGUUGGCAUGUCAAGUUUCUGCCCCUUGGAGAAACAGCUGACAGCCAGCAGCAAAAGAAAGAUGAGCUUAAAAAUCUUUUUAGUCAGAAUGAGCAAAGCCCAGGUCCUGUAAAGAUGCUUAUGAAGUCCACAUUCUACACCCAGCGACAAGAGGUGAACCAAGGAAAGGACGUGAAGUACCUCCUGGAGAACUGGCCAUAUUGGUUUUGUGAAAUUGGCAUGGCUGUUCACUUUAACGAACUCACUGGAGUGGACCUAAAGGAAACCUUCCUAAAGAAUAUGGAACAGAAGGGGGAAAGGCUCCUGCACUUCAUGAAGACAGUUGCUGUCAACAAAUCCAAAAGAUUCUAUCAAGCUGCAACAAAGCUACAAAUGAUGAGGGGAGAACACCCAGGCUACACACAUGCCACAGAGAUGGUGCUGCUCCUCCUGGCUUAUUUUGAUGAGAAAGAAGAUGUGAUGUUCCAUUAUGUGGAGGACACUUGCCUGGCUGGGGAAGUGGACCUGAACAGCGUUCCCUUGACUCCCACGAUUGUUGUAUGUGGGCAGUCCUGCUACUCCUCCGGACGGAUGAUGCUGAGUGUGGAUCAAGUCAUCGUGAAUGAGAACAUCUCUUCCUUCAUCUCGGCCUUGUGCAUGAUGUUUGGCAGCUAUUACUGCUUUAACAUUCAUUACCCAUCCACGCUUGCAUCGACCCUGGAAUUUCUACAGAGAUGUUUCUUCUCUAUUAAUCCGGAGAAGGGGACAAAAGUGGAACAAACAAAAACAAAACGGCUCCAUGUGAAUCCAAGAGUCCUUACUUUGAUUCAGGACCUCUCAGACCAUGAAUGGCGAGCUAUUUAAAAAGUUGUUCCUUCAAGUGGCCGCGACAGUGAACACCCAUAUGUUUCUCUAGAUGUUCUUCUAGAAGCAAUGCAGUUGCAUGUUAAUCAAGCCUUUACCAUGAUUCACAAGCUCUCCAUGAAUGGCGAGCUAUUUAAAAAGUUGUUCCUUCAAGUGGCCGCGACAGUGAACACCCAUGUUUCUCUAGAUGUUCUUCUGGAAGCAAUGCAGUUGCAUCUUAAUCUAAGCUUCUGUAACUUGAUUCAUGACCUUUUCAACCAUGAAUGGCGAGCUGUUUGAAAAGUUGUUCCUUCAACUGGCCGCGACAGUGAACACCCAUAUGUUUCUCUAGAUGUUCUUCUAGAAGCAAUGCAGUUGCAUGUUAAUCAAGCCUUUACCAUGAUUCACAAGCUCUCCAUGAAUGGCGAGGUAUUUAAAAAGUUGUUCCUUCAAGUGGCCGCGACAGUGAACACCCAUGUUUCUCUAGAUGUUCUUCUGGAAGCAAUGCAGUUGCAUCUUAAUCUAAGCUUCUGUAACUUGAUUCAUGACCUUUUCAACCAUGAAUGGCGAGCUGUUUGAAAAGUUGUUCCUUCAAGUGGCCGCGACAGUGAACACCCAUGUUUCUCUAGAUGUUCUUCUAGAAGCAAUGCAGUUGCAUCUUAAUCAAGCCUUUACCAUGAUUCACAAGCUCUCCAUGAAUGGCGGGCUAUUUAAAAAGGUGUUCCUUCAAAGUGAUGGAGCCGAUGAACACCUAUAUCACCUUUUUUCGUGGCUCGCUAUUAACAAGGUUCACAUUUAUUCACUCACUCACUACCACACCCCACUCAUAAUCCCUCUCUCACAAACACAAGUGCAACCACACACACACACACACACACACACACUUUAAUGAUCUC
Molecule: messenger RNA, 5782 nt
Organism: Fundulus heteroclitus (mummichog)
Lineage: Eukaryota; Metazoa; Chordata; Actinopteri; Cyprinodontiformes; Fundulidae
Exons: 10
Coding region: 164-2794 (876 amino acids)
Source: RefSeq, a predicted model, not a curated record